AUGUAAAUUGAAUCCCAUUUUCUUGUUCAUUUAAAUGAAGAUGAGGAAAUACCUCUUACUAUGGUAGUUAAUGAAAAAGAAACCAAAUAAUAAUUACUCUAUCCUUUUUCAACUGAGUUUACUUAAUUAAUUAAUUAUAUUUCUGAUAGAAAAAAAAAAUAAUUACAAGAUGAAAUUAAUAAAAGAUUGGCUUGUUUAGAUUUUAUAGAUAAAUAUGAACUUUAAAAUACUUAGACGUUAGAUUAAGUACAAGGUUUUGAUUUUAGGGGUAUAAAAAGUUAAAAAACUGAAUUUCUAAAUGAUUAUUUGCCUGAUUUUAUUUAUGGAGGCUAGUCUCUUAUGAAAGAUAAAACAGAUUUUAAUUUUAAAAAAUAUAUUGAGAAUGAAAUUUUAACAAAUAAAACAACUCGUAUAAAUGUUGGGUAAUAAGGACAGGAAAAUAUUAAAUAUAAUGUAGCAAUAUUAAUAUAUUAAGGGGAACCAUUAAAUGAACUCAAUGAGUCAAUUUCUCAUUUUAAGAAUGAGAAAAUAAUUCCAAUAAUAAUAAUAACAAGUAGAAGGCAUUUCAAAUAAUUAUUUUAAGAAAUAAAUAAAGAAAUUUAUACAAACUUUUAUUUACCAAUCUAUAAAGUAUAAACUUUAUCUCAAAAUUAUGCUUACUUCUUAGAGGAAAAAAAAAAUAAUUUAAAUGAUCUCCCAUCCUUUUUUUUUGCAUUUUUUGCAGAAAUUGAUAGAAUUUAAUUGAUUAGAUGGAUAUAUUUGGGAAUAUUGAAUUUUAUAGACCCAGAACAUGUUGUGAUCUCUAAUAGCAACUUAAAAUUCAACUAAUCCCUUAUGGUACUGUUUUAACUUUUUGAGAAAUUAAAAAUAUUUGGCAUUUCUUGGAAUAAUAAAAUAAUUUAAAAAAACAAAUACAAUUUACUUUGUUAAUAUACAUAAAUUCCUUAAAAUAUCAUUACUUCUCAUUCCAUAUUUAAAAUAAAGUAAUUUCAUGAUCCUCUUUAAUGCAUAUAUAAAUGGAGUCUGAUUGAUAGUCAUGUAUCACAAUAUUAUAGUUUACUAAAAAGAACUUUAAAAACUAAUUUAGAUGGUCUAGGAUUAAAUUCUAUUUUACCUAAAUUUAUGUUAGGAUAACAAGAUUAAUUGGAAUUGUUAUUCAUAAACCAGCAAAUAACAAAUUCGAAAUCUACUCUUUCAGAAUAUGCCUUAAUUGAUCAUUUUAUUGAAAUCAGACAGAAUAUUAACAAUCAAAUGAAAAAUAAUGAAAUUAUUUCUAACGAUUGGAUUAUUUAUACAAGUUGCAUCUUAUAAAAUAUUUUUAACAAAUUUUAAUUGAUUUAAAGUUACUUUGGAAUUUCAGUUUGUAAAUUAGUAUUAUUAAAUUAGGCUUCUUUUUUUCCUUUCACAGUUCUUACUAAUUACUCUAUAAUAUUACAGAUGUGUCACUUGGUUAUACUGCUUUAGCUAUUAUAGUACCAUUAUUUUAUUCUUUAAAUGUUUUAUUAUAUACUCUUAUUUCUAAUUUAUAUCACUCAAAAGAAAAAAUAUAAAGUAAGAAUAAAAAUAACACCAUUUAUUAUAGAAUGAAUUAUAUCAAUUAAGGUAAAAUCAAAAUUAAUGUCUGUGAUAAAUACAAAACAGAAAAUUUAAAAAUAUAAGAAAUUAUUUCUCCAGAAAAAAGUUUAAUUAAUUUUCAAAUAGAAGCUGAAUAAGAUGAUUUGAUUUUUGACUUAUAACAUAAAAUGCCUGAAAAUUAAGAGAAAAAUUAGGAAAUAUUCUUUAUGGCUUUAAUCCCUUAAUACCAAAAAAUUGAUCUUGUAUUUAAUAUUUUCAUUAAAAAUUAAAAGAUUUUAGAUUUUGCAGUUUUUUUAUUCACUGUCAUCAACCUUUUCAUCUCAUAUGGAGAAAAUCUUUGGAAUGUUUCAAUUGUUUAUUAGACUGUAAUUAUUAUAUUUGCUAUUAUCUUCAUUUUUAUUGAAUGCCUAUUAAAAAAAUUAAGUCUGUUAUCUUAUACUUAUAAUUUUACCUUAUUAACAUACUUAUGGUAAAUCUAGAAUAUUUAUAGUAAAAAAUAUUCAGCAGAAGUUCAAUUAAUGAAGAAAAAGUAAUUAGCUGAAUAGUUAUUGAUUAAUGCUUUGAUUUUUUAUUGCUUUAUAGCUGUUGAGUCUUAUUUUAAUUAUUCAGGAUAUGUUUUUGUUGGAAUAUUAGGUUACUAAUUAUUUGUCUCAAUUAUUUCGGGGUUAUUGUAUUUAAAGGUUUGUACUUAAAAGAAUGUCAAAUUAGAUGAGUAAGCAAUUUAAUAAAACAGCAAUUAACAGAAGAAUAAUAACAUGAAUAAUUAAAAAUAAUAUCCCCUUAGUUUUAAUUAAUAAUAUCGUGAAAUUAUUUUGUAAAAAGCAAGAUUUUUAGUUUAAUUAUCAAAAUAUGACAGAGAAAAAAAAUAAAAAAAUAUGUUGGAAUAAAAUGUUGAAGGAUCUCAAUAAGUGUAAUAAUAAUAAUAAUAGGAAGAAUAACCCUAAUAAGAAUAGUAAUAAUUUUAAUCAUAAUAGUAAUAAUAACAGUAAUAAUAAUAUAAAUAAUAAUAUUAAUAACAGUAAUAAUAAUAUUAAUAAUAAUAUUAAUAAUAAUAAUAUUAAUAAUAAUAAUAAUAAUAAUAAUAAUCAAAGUCAUAGCAAGCACAACCAAGUUCAAGAUUUAAAGACUAAUAACCCUAGUAGAAUAAAAAAAACUAAAGCUUGUUAUAAUAAUAAUGUAAUGAUUAAUCGAUUUUUGAUCCAAAUUCCGAAAGAAAUUCAAAUAUUUCUAAAGAAUAUUUAUUAGAAUCAUAAUUUGUAUAGAAUCAAAGUGCUCAGCAAUCGAAAUUUAAUUAAGAUAAAUGA
Molecule: messenger RNA, 2879 nt
Organism: Paramecium sonneborni
Lineage: Eukaryota; Ciliophora; Oligohymenophorea; Peniculida; Parameciidae
Source: the annotation of a GenBank genome assembly